Sciurus carolinensis (gray squirrel) is the source of this 3349-nucleotide messenger RNA. It is a transcript of the gene Rab3d, whose product is annotated as RAB3D, member RAS oncogene family. NCBI's taxonomy places the organism in Eukaryota, Metazoa, Chordata, Mammalia, Rodentia, Sciuridae. Gene Ontology annotation, cellular component: endosome; plasma membrane; synaptic vesicle. The record is from RefSeq and is a predicted model, not a curated record. The coding region runs from base 234 to 893 and encodes 219 amino acids. Gene Ontology annotation, biological process: protein secretion; protein localization to plasma membrane; regulation of exocytosis. The transcript has 5 exons. Gene Ontology annotation, molecular function: GTP binding; GTPase activity.
AGCCCGCGCGGGAUCCGGGUGGUUACGGGCUGCAGCGGCGGCGACUGCGGGGCCCGGGUGGCGGCCGAGGCCAGGCCGCAGCGAGUUCGGAGGCGGAACCCCGCGGGCAGCGCCCCUGGCGCGAGGUGAUCCCUUCCAAGGGAGCGCACCCCGCUCCUCCCCUGCGCGUCCGGCAGGACUCACCUUUCCCAGCUGAGGACUCCAGGCCUCUCCCCCAAGAGGCUCCUGCCAAGAUGGCAUCAGCUGGAGACCCCCCCACGGGCCCUCGGGACGCCGCAGACCAGAACUUCGACUACAUGUUCAAACUGCUGCUCAUCGGCAACAGCAGCGUGGGCAAGACGUCCUUCCUCUUCCGAUAUGCCGACGACUCCUUCACACCGGCCUUUGUCAGCACUGUGGGCAUUGACUUCAAGGUCAAGACUGUCUACCGCCAUGACAAGAGGAUCAAGCUGCAGAUUUGGGACACCGCGGGUCAGGAGCGCUACCGAACCAUUACCACCGCCUACUACCGUGGCGCCAUGGGCUUCCUGCUCACCUACGACAUCUCCAACCAGGAGUCCUUCGCCGCCGUGCAGGACUGGGCCACGCAGAUCAAGACCUACUCCUGGGACAAUGCCCAGGUCAUCCUGGUAGGGAACAAGUGUGACCUGGAAGACGAGCGUGUUGUGCCUACGGAGGAUGGCCAGCGACUCGCCGACGACCUUGGUUUUGAGUUCUUUGAGGCCAGCGCCAAGGAGAACAUCAAUGUGAAGCAGGUCUUCGAGCGCCUGGUGGAUGUCAUCUGUGAGAAGAUGAACGAGUCCCUGGAACCCAGCUCCAGCCCAGGCAGCAAUGGCAAAGGCCCGACCCUGGGGGACACCCCACCCCCCCAGCCCAGCAGCUGCAGCUGUUAGGGCUGGCCCUUGACUCCCACCUGCCCCCUCCUACCUCUGCAGGGACUGUGACUGAGGCAUGAGCCACAAGGGCAUCUCCAAGCUCAGGGCGCCCCCUUCCCUGCAUGGCUGUCUCCAAGCUCAGGCGUUCCCCUCUCCAUGUCACCAUGGUCAGGAAACCCCCAUCAGAGGCCGCACACCCCAGGGGCUCAGCUCCACAUUUCAGGCAGAGGCUUGGGGACAUUGCCAUGCACUAGCUUGCUGCUUCCCCAGACCUUUUAAAGGGAGCGGUGGGCGGCAUGUCCCACCGUGCCUGGAGGAGGGGCCUCCGCAGUGCCUUCGACUCCAGAUCCAUUCUGUGCUGAGCAUUGCCUGGUGUUUACAAGCUGGCAGAAGAUGUCCUCCGGUGUGGGUUCUCCAAGUUAAUCCUGGGAGGUGUGGGGGGAGGCCCUCUUUCUCAGGUCCCCCAGCUUGACUUCAAGCCUAUCCCACGAAUCUUCGAGACUCCAAGGUUCCAAGAUGGGAAAGUGAUUUUGGCCCCUGUAGACUUCUCACUCUGGCUUGCAGACUGUCUCCUUGUAAAAACAGUAUCAAAGCUUAUGGGACAGAGUGGGUCAGACCCCCACCCCCAUCAGGGACUCUAAAAGUGCUUUCUGAGCUUCCCUGGGAUUAAUGUCACUCUUGACCAGGUCACUGUCUUGGUUGAUCCGCUGCAUCUCUGAUCCUGAAUUGAAUUCUAGAACAUUCUAGCCAUAUCAGGUAGGGCCAAGAAUUGCCCAACCCUUAGCAUUCCUGCUUGGGGCUUUCUGCCAGGAGUUAACCUCAGAGCCAGGAGACUGGGCCCUCCCUCCCAGGCCCUGUUGGUCUGGUUGUCUUUUCAGCAAGAUCUUUCCAAAUCUUACAUCCUGCUAGAAAGGAAAUUGAGCAAUGCUGCCACAGCCUGUGCUUGCCAGUGACUUCCUGAUGUCAAGUUUGGACUUCUCCAACUUUUGAAGACCCGGUGACUAGUUCCUGAGCCAUGUCGUCCCAUGGGUCCCAGGGCUGUAACGUUUGUGCCAGUGGAGGGUUCCCUUCUAAAGGAUGCUCUGGGGUCAGGAAGGAGAGGUGGGAAGGUGGGUUGCACCAGCUGUUGUCAUUGCCUGCACUUGUGGACACAGCUAGGGACCGGCACGUCCUCCUUCUGAGGGGCAGAUGUGCUGUGGUCAGUGUCAGGGAGCCCACAAAGCUAGGACCCCAACUUGGAGGAUGGAUGCCGAUCAAGGAUCUACAUCUUGACCCUGGAGCUCAGAGGUCCUUCCUGCCCACUGGGGUCCAAGCUCACAUGGCAUGGCACCUGUCACUGCUUUGAACCCCCACUGACCCCAUCCCAGGACCAACACUGUGAGGAUGCCUAAACGGAUGGUUUGGGUCCCCACCACCCUAAUGCCACGUCCAGGCUGUAUGGCCAGCCUGGCCCCAGCUCAUGCAGCAAGAAUGAUUUCCUGCAGUUUUAAUAAGCUCUACCUCCUCCCUGGGUAUAUGUGUGGGAAAACCUGGUUCAAGUUCAACUUAAAUGACCAGACUGAAAUGGACAAAUCCUACGAAAACACACAGGAGGGUAUCUGAAUAUUUGAGGUGGGAGUCAAAUUUUUCUCCUUGCUUUAAUACCAAAGUCAAAGCAUCUUAGAAAGGUUUCUUAAGAUGUGUCAGGAUUUUGUUGGCCAGUCCAUUGUUCCUAAGCUGCAGCCCUGAAAUGAGGAAUCAGUGCGCCAUUAGUUGAGGGCCAAGUUUCUCAUCGCCCAUGUGAUAAAAAACGGCUUAGGCCACAUCUUGAACCUGAACUGAUCUAAGUUUUCUGUUUACAUUUGAUUUUUCAAUGGUUCAGCUUCAAGUAGCAACAGAGAGGGCUGCCUUGGGGUUCUCUCAAGACAAAGAAUAAUGUGGGAAAUGUUUUUUUGUAUCUUCCGAAAAUAGGACAGGUUUUAAAUUUUAUUAUAGUGGGGAGAUUUAGCUCAAAAUGAUCACAAGGGAACUGAAACCAAUGUCCUCCUGGUCAGAGUGGGGAGGAUGUUUGUUGAGUUUAUAAACAGAAAUUAAAUCAAAGGCCGUGGGAAAACCACUUCUCAGCUCCCGAGGUAUGAGGUCAGGAACAGCUACCCACCAGUGCCUUAUUAUUUCCUCUUAAUAGUCUGCCUUUCCAUGGGCAGCUUCAGUUUGAGUUUCUAUUUUUCUUUUCUUUUUGCUUCUCCGGGGAUCACAUUCUUGCAUAUUUCUUAACUCCUCCACUUAGACUCAUACAGGGUGAAAUUUGGUCUCAGUAUUAAGGCGAUAAUUCUGCUACUGGCUCCUCCCUGACAGUUCUGAAACACACUACUGAACCGACUCUUGGCAGGUCAUUUAUAUCCUGAAUGUGGUUCUGUGUAAGUGAUUCCUUGUUGUCCAACUUGGAAAGAUGUGCACUUUUCUCCACAUGAAAAAAUAAAUCAGUUAUGCCUGAA